Messenger RNA from Sarcophilus harrisii (Tasmanian devil), 4225 nucleotides. RefSeq names its product grainyhead like transcription factor 3 (gene GRHL3). NCBI's taxonomy places the organism in Eukaryota, Metazoa, Chordata, Mammalia, Dasyuromorphia, Dasyuridae. Gene Ontology annotation, cellular component: nucleus. The transcript is spliced from 16 exons. The record is from RefSeq and is a predicted model, not a curated record. Gene Ontology annotation, biological process: regulation of transcription by RNA polymerase II. Gene Ontology annotation, molecular function: RNA polymerase II cis-regulatory region sequence-specific DNA binding; DNA-binding transcription activator activity, RNA polymerase II-specific. The coding region runs from base 181 to 1989 and encodes 602 amino acids.
AAUCAGAAGCCACCCUUCGGGGAGCCAACCUGUCAGCAAAAUACCUACACAGCAACCCGACCAUAAAUCAAACAUUCACUCCACGGGCCAUGUCUGUAUUGGGCAGGAUUUAGAAGAGAACAGUUGGUUCCAUCCGCCAGAGCGGGGAAGGUGCUUGAAGAUUUGGAAACCUGGGAGAACAUGUCGAAUGAAGUAGAUUUCAGGUCUGUCCGGGUAAUCAAGAACGACACAGUCAACUUUCAGAAGUUCUCCUACACCAAUGAGGACGAGGCCUGGAAGACCUAUCUGGAAAACCCUCUGACUGCCGCCACCAAAGCCAUGAUGAGGGUCAAUGGGGACGAAGACAGUGUCGCGGCACUGAGCUUUCUCUACGAUUACUACAUGGGCCCAAAAGAAAAAAGGAUCCUCUCUUCAAGCACAGUUACACGAAGUGACCUAGGAAAGAGGUACCACCAUGGAAUGGAAUAUGAAGUAGACUUUCCCCCUCUGGAGAGCCCCACCCAUCUCAUGAAGUUCUUGACCGAAAACAUCUCGGGGACACAAGAGUACCCAGACCUAACCAAGAAGAACAAUCUGAUGAACUUGGAGGCAACUGGACCAGCCUCAACCAAACCAGCUCUCCUCCCUCCUGGCCCCAGCAAGCUGGAGGACAGCUCCGGAGAUGGAAGCUACCUGCUUCCUACUGGAGACAUAUAUGACAGCAGUCUCAGUAACCUGUUUGAAACUAUCCACGGGCCCCCUCCCCAGCAGCGCUGGCAGCCUGACAGCACUUUCAAAGAUGAUGGACAGGAGUCAUUGCUCUUCCCUGAUAUAUUGAAAAGUCCCUCGGAGCCCCAGUGUCCAGAGGAGUACCCCAGCGCCAAGAGUGACUUUGAAUAUACCUUGGGUUCCCCCAAAGCCAUCCACAUCAAGUCUGGGGAGUCACCUAUGGCCUAUCUCAACAAGGGACAGUUCUACCCAGUUACUCUGAGGACUCCGGGAGGAGGCAGAUGCCUACACUUGUCUUCCAACAAGGUGAAGAGUAUGAUCAUGGUGGUGUUUGAUAAUGAGAAGAUCCCCAUGGAACAGCUGAGGUUCUGGAAGCAUUGGCACUCGCGCCAGCCCACAGCAAAGCAACGGGUCAUUGAUGUGGCGGAUUGCAAAGAAAACUUCAAUACUGUCCAGCAUAUUGAGGAAGUGGCUUAUAAUGCCCUGUCUUUCGUGUGGAAUGUGAAUGAAGAAGCCAAGGUGUUCAUUGGAGUCAACUGCUUGAGCACAGACUUUUCUACCCAGAAGGGGGUAAAAGGCGUUCCACUAAAUCUCCAGAUAGACACCUAUGACUGUGGUACAGGGACAGACCGACUGGUGCACCGAGCUGUCUGCCAGAUCAAGAUAUUCUGUGAUAAGGGCGCAGAGAGGAAAAUGCGAGAUGAUGAACGCAAACAAUUUCGGAGGAAAGCCAAGUGCCCAGACUCCAGCAACAAUGGGCUCAAGGGCUGCCUACUCUCCAGUUUCCGAGGCAAUGAGACCACCUACCUCCGACCAGAGUCUGACCUAGAGAGCCAGCCUGUUCUCUUCAUCCCCAACAUCCACUUCUCCAAUUUGCAAAGGAAUGGCGUGACUGGUUCUCCUACCAUCCACAACAACACAAGCAGGCUGCCUUUUAAACGAACCUGUUCCCCCUUCUCUGAUGACUUUGACCUUCUGCCUCCCAAACAAGCCAAGGAAGAUGAUCUCCAGAGAGUCUUGUUAUAUGUCCGGAGGGAGACAGAGGAGGUGUUUGAUGCUCUCAUGCUGAAGACCCCAGACCUCAAAGGGUUAAGGAAUGCGAUCUCGGAGAAGUAUGGUUUUCCUGAAGAAAGUAUUUACAAAGUCUAUAAAAAAUGCAAGCGAGGGAUCUUGGUGAACAUGGACAACAACAUCAUCCAGCACUACAGUAACCACGUGGCCUUCCUGCUCGACAUGGGAGAACUAGAUGGCAAAAUUCAGAUCAUCCUCAAGGAGCUAUAGGGCCCCAGCGUUGCCCUGCUCUUGGACCUAUGGGCCUACAUUUGACUCGCAGAGCCAGAACGUAGCCCUAAAAGCCCGACACAACCUUUUUCUAUGCCUCAGUGUUCUCCCUUACUUGAAUGCACUCACCUGGGAGAGAAGAUGCUCAGUCUUCAGAAGCAGCCUUUGCAGCUCCCAAGAGAAGCCUUCGCCCCUUUGGGGAGCCACUCUGUCUGAUUCCAGAGACAGCUGCCAUCCCAGCCUUCAGACUAUUCCCCACUCCAUUCUUGAGAACAGAUCCUUCUUGCUCCUUGCACUGGGGGCUGCCUUGUUGUGCUCAACGGUCAGACAUUUUGAUUGGGAUAUUGGUGGUCUUGCCUUCCAAGGCUGCUCUUCUGGCAUCUCUCAUUUCCAGACAGAAGAAACAGAGAGGCAGAUGGGGAAAUUUCAUUCAUGCAAGAAAAAGACAAUCGAAGCCAGACUAGUCACAUGAGGCCAUACACUCCCCACUCACUUCCCCAGCCAAAGUAUAACUCGUUUUGCUCUUAAAAGAGGCUAUAAUGGAAUCCCCGAGUUAUUAUUUGCUAUUGUGUCAUUCUCUGACGUCUUGGUCACUAAUUAUCUGGUCAUCUUGCUACUUUGCUACUUUCUAAUGCCCCAUUCCAAACUGAGGCCAUGCUGCUGUUUGAUAUUGUUGCAAUUCAUCUCUCUUACAAUCUGACACCUUGUUAUUGUCAUUGUUCAGGUCUGUUACUAGAGAGGUAAUGUGAGGUUAUGUUACUACCAGACACCAAGUUCAGUCGUGCAUUUGUGUAUUUUAUAGGCUCGCAUUCCACUGCAUGAUGUUAUCCAGUCAUUACUAGAGACAGCUUUACAAUCCAUUUGAGGUCAUACUCCUUCCUUGGUACCAUGUUGCUAUAUAGCAUGAUAUUACUACUGGAUGUCGCGUUACUGUUGUUUGAUAAGUUGCUAUUCCAUAAGAUACUAGUUGAUGCUGCAUUGUUUGAAACUAUGCUACUGCUCAUAGUAACAUCCAAUGUCAUUUCUUGCUACUGUGUCACUCUGGUGAUCAUUAAUUAUCUGGUUAAUGAUGAUGAUCAUUAAUUAUCUGGUUAAUGAUGAUGAUCAUUAAUUAUCUGGUUAAUGAUGAUGAUCAUUAAUUAUCUGGUUAAUGAUGCUACUUUGCUGUUUUAUCACACCUGAUAUCCCAUUUUUAAUUGAAGCCAUGCUGCUGUUUGAUAUUGUUGCAAUUCAUCACUGUUAGAAUCUGACACCUUGUUGCUGUUGUCAUUGUUCAGGUCUGUUACUAGAAAGGUAAUUCGAGGUUAUGUUACUACCAGACACUAAGUUCAGUCAUGCAUCUGUGUACUUUAUAGGUUCUCAUUCCACUGCAUGAUGUUAUCUAGUCAUUACUAGAGCCAGCUUUGCAAUCCGUUUGAGGUCAUACUCCUUCCUUGGUACCACGUUACUAUAUAGGAUGAUAUCAGUACCGGAAGUCAAGUUGCCAUUGUUUCAUAAGUUGCUAUUUGAUUCUAGUUUACCAGUUGAUGCUGCAUUGUUUGAAACUAUGCCAUUGCUCAUAGUAACAUACAAUGUCAUUUCUUGCUACUGUGUCACUCUGAUGCCAGGAUCAUUAAUUAUCUGGCUAAUCUUGUUACUUUGCUGUUUUGUUACUCCAUGAUACCACAUUUUUAACUGAGAACAUGCUGCUGUUUGAUAUUGUUGCAAUUCAUCAUUGCUACAAUAUGAUACCUUGUUGCUAAUGUUACUGUUUGGGUUAUUACUAGAGAUAUAAUUUGAGUCUGUGUUACAGUCACCAAGUUUAAUUAUGAUGCAUUUGUCUUCUUAGUAGGUUCUCACUCCAUUGUGUCUUGUUUACCCGGUUACCACUGGAGAUAUCAUUACAACUUAUUCCUUCUGUUUGAGAUCAUAUUUUUUCCUCGAGACAUUGAUACAAUGGUGUUACCGGUGAAUAUCAAGUUAGUGUUGCUUGAUAACUUUUGAUUGUUGUUUUGAUGAGGCUACCAGUUGAUCUAUACUGAUAAUAUUUGAUGCAAGGGUACUACUAGUUGAUACCACAUUGUUUGAAACUAUGUUACUGGUCACGUAACAUAAAACGUCAUUUACUGCCAUAUUUUAUUGGAUACUGUUGUUGUCUACCGAUGUUUUGUUAAUAUGUGAUACAUUUCCUGAGUAUACUUUUGUCUGUGUUUUAUAUAUAUAUAAAAUAUAAAUAUGUAUUGUAUAUAUAUAUAUA